UUGACUGUAAGAUUUUCUGCAGACGAGAGGAAAGUACUCUUGGUGUACUUCCUGUGACGUGGCACAUGGGGGUAGACACAGCUGAACUGGGCUUUGCAGCUCCGAGGAAGGAGCUUCUAAAAAGGAGGACUCUUCAGGACUUCUUGGGAGCCAGAACAAAAGUGAAAGUGAAACGGGUGCUGGCCAGUACUUUCCCAGAAGGAGUUCACUGCAUCCUGCCCUUCUCAGAACCACUCCUGACAGUGGAGAGAGCAUCACCUUCCUUUGUGACUAGAGAGGAAGAAGUCACAGAUAUAUAGAACCUGAGCUUGCCAGCUCCUCAUGUACAUCACGACCAUGGGACAGAACUGGAUACCAGACUCCAGUUCUUUGUGGGUACUGCUUCUGUAUCUCCACAUCGUCACUCUUUUGGCUGGAGCCACACCUGUUCCUCAGACUAUCGCAGCUGCUACUGCCUCAGCUGGGAUCUCCAAGGACCCUAGCCCCUCUAGGUCUCCAACACUUCCACCAGCUAAGAGGUGUCCAGCAUUGGAGGUGACCUGGCCAGAAGUGGAAGUGCCACUGAAUGGAACGCUGACCUUGUCCUGUACUGCCUGCAGCCACUUCCCCGACUUCAACAUCCUAUACUGGUUGGGCAAUGGUUCCUUCAUUGAGCACCUCCCAGGCCGGCUGAGAGAGGGCAGCACCAGUCGAGAGCCUGGAAUUAAAAGCACUCGACUGUGGAGAUCCUUGGUGCUAGAGGAAUUGAGCCCUGCCCUGCGAAACACCAUCUUCUCCUGUGUGUUUAUGGACCCUGGGCAGGUUGCCCAGCAUCAUAUCAUCCUGGCACAGCUCUGGGUGAGGAACCCAAGGGAGGCUUCCAGAGACAUGUCGAGCUCCACUUCUGUGUGGGGAAGAAAGGAAGGGAAGGCCCAUCAGAGAAGCCUCCAAGUUAAUGCCCCCAUUUUCCCUAAGGCUGGGCCGAGGGUGGUCCUGCCUGGCUCUCAAGAAGCCCUGCCUUCCAGCCAGAGCCCAGGUCCCCAGCUGCCCACAUCAGCAGGGUCAAGAGUGAGCACAGGGCCAAGAAUAGCACCACCGUGAGCAGAGCCUGGACACUUCCCACCUGGAGGGCGAAGUCUUGGCUGCAGGCUGUGGGCGAGCAAGCGGCUCCUCUUCUCAGAUUCAAACGUCCUUCCCACCCACCUAGAAAAUCCCAGUGACCUCCCCUUAAGGCUCCCUCCUCCAGCUUGCCCUUCUCUUCACCUGUCUCAUUGGCUUUUCUAUGUCCUACUCAUCACACAUAUCUCCUGCUCAGAAACCUUCAAGACCUGUCCAGCACCUUAGCCCAAGACUCACAUGUCCUGCCUGAGCACCCUUCCUUGUUUCUAAGAUGGCUCCCACUCAUGUGCCUUUGCGUCCUUGGUCCUGUCUUCCUUGCUAUUCCAACAGGUGACCCUGGGAGACUGGUUGAAAUGCCGCCUCUUCAGUGAUGGCCACACACAGCUCUGGCCACAUGUGGCAUUGAUUUCAUGUUGCCUACAUGUAUAUAUUAUUUUUUCACCUUAAUGAACUAUCCCAGGGAAGGGGACAGUGGCUGCUUCUGAUCCCCAGUCAUCCCCAGCAGGACUCACAAUAAAUCCUCAUAAAGGAUUAUUCAAUGGAGGCAUCUUGA
Molecule: messenger RNA, 1651 nt
Organism: Marmota flaviventris (yellow-bellied marmot)
Lineage: Eukaryota; Metazoa; Chordata; Mammalia; Rodentia; Sciuridae
Gene: Il18bp
Product: interleukin 18 binding protein
Biological process (GO): T-helper 1 type immune response
Molecular function (GO): interleukin-18 binding
Source: RefSeq, a predicted model, not a curated record